Molecule: messenger RNA, 5918 nt
Organism: Procambarus clarkii (red swamp crayfish)
Lineage: Eukaryota; Metazoa; Arthropoda; Malacostraca; Decapoda; Cambaridae
Product: transmembrane protein 53-B
Molecular function (GO): serine hydrolase activity
Source: RefSeq, a predicted model, not a curated record
UAGUGUCCAUAGCUAGAUAAUGUCUGUAGUAUAGUCGACUCGGUUUUAAUUGAGAAUACACGUCCAGAUACUGUACCUCAUGUUUAAGCUGUUUGUGUAGUACAUUACUGUUUUUUAUUGAGGAUCAUAUGGGGAAAAUAUAUGAGCUAGUAAGUUCCAGGUCCAAGAAUUACAUGGAAAGUUUUUAAAAUUAAAGUGUAGGACUUUAAAAUUGUUAGUUUAUUUAUCUGAUAUAGUACAUAAGUACUGAAUGACUUCCCAUCACCAUACAAAUACUGUACUCUACAGUGCAGUAUUAAACAAAUAACAGGGCAGUGCUGUUUAUUCUGGUGUUAAAAGGUCUCAGGUUUAACUGGUUGUCUAGUGAGGAAAUAUUUUGUUUUGGGUAAAAAAUUUCUGUAAAAUGUAUUUAGAAAAUUUAAUGACAGUUUAGAAAAACCCACUGAUUACUUGCAUCACUACUCAAAACAUGUAUAAAUGAUCACUGAAUGCUUUAACCUUUGAGUGCACUAUAACGAACUGCCAAGCAGUUCUAGUGGGUGUGGUAAUCUUCAUAAUCCAAGCAUAGUGCCACAGGCUACCUAACUACUUGUUGAAUAUCUGUUGUUGUUUCCUGGGAUCAACUUCCCCUGUGGCCCAGGUUCUGACCAGGUCUCUUGGUUGGUGGUCAAGUCAACCAGGCUGUCGCCAACUUAAAAACAGUCAAACCUGACCUGACAGUAAAAUGUCUCUUAAUGAACUAUGCACAUUGCUAACUAGCCACAGCACUGCUAUUAUUAUUAGAAUCCUGGUCACUAAAUCCUUAACAUAAAUCAUCAUCCACAAGUUUAUUUUCUAAAGAAUCAUGCAGUCCCGUUUCAUGAUUGUGUGUGUGUGUGUGUGUAUCAAACUGCGGCUGUGUGCUGUGACUGUCUACCUCAUGCUGUGAUCAUCGUAACCAGCGAUUGGGUUCAAUAAUAUCUGAACCAUAUACUACAUAAUUUUUAUUAGUCAGGAUCUUGUAUGACACUACUAUAUCAUUAUUAAAUAAUCACAGCUACGUAUAUUUUAAUUUACGUAUUUUAUUAUUAUUAAGAGGUGUUGGCACAUGCUACACGGCAGUGCUGUGAGCUGCUGCUGCAUGUGCUGCUCAUGGUCACCCUCUCAGUACGGAGACUCUCACACCCAGGAGGGGUGUCCAUAAUUUUCGUCCAAGAUGGCAUCCGUUUACUGGAGUCCUGUGGAAGCAGAUAUUGAUGACCUGCUACCAAAUUGAUAUUGGGAAAUGAGCGACCUCAGCAGUCUCCUUUAGUAAUGCUGUCAUUAAUCCAAAUCCGUGACUUCCACUCACGGCGGUUUUCCCGUAACAUUGAGUUUUUCACCGCAAGUGAUGUUCCACUUCCUAAGAAUACAAUGGAGAUGGCUUCAACAUUGAGCAAGCAUGACCGUCCAUUAACGCUUUUGUUCUGCUGGCUCAUGGCUCGGGAGCGGUAUAUCAAGAAGUAUGCUCAGCUUUACACCAACAUGGGGUGUGAUGUACUUAAAAUCCGAAUAUCACCAUUCGAUCUCUUGCGGCCUACCAAGGGAUCUCAGGUGGCAGCAGAUCAGGUUCUACAGUUCCUACAUGCAAAUCCAUCCCAUAAUCCAUUAUUGAUUCAUGGCUUGAGUGUUGGUGGAUAUGUUGCCAUGGAACUCAUGGUAAAGAUUCAAAAUGACAUGCAGAAGCAUGGGCAUCUGCUAAAUCGUUUUGUAGGACAAAUCUGGGAUAGUGGUGUGGACAUCGAGGGAAUACCCAUUGGUGUACCCAGAGCCAUCACCAACAACCAAAAUAUCCAGAAUAAUAUCAAGAAAUACCUCCUAUGGUACUUAAAGGUUCAGUACAAUACAGCAACAAUUCAUUAUGAGAGAGCAAGUGCCAAGAUGCAUGAAAACUUUGUAGGGGUGCCAGCACUUCUCUUCUUCUCUGAAAAUGAUCCAAUCUCCACCCCAGAAAUGAAUGCCAAUGUGUACAAGAAAUGGGAAGCAAGAAAUUUCCCGGUGUAUAUUAAGUGCUGGAAAGAUUCAACUCAUGUCAGCCAUUACAUGAAAUACCGGACAGAGUAUGAAGAGGAAGUGGCUGCAUUUUUAGAGCGCAUUGGAAUAAUCGAGCCAACCAGACAACGUGCUUCAUCCUGCUGAAGAGCCAAGGGUCAUUUUUAUUGACAGUUUUAUUGGUAUUGUAGAAUAGCAUAGAUAAAUUUUAUGCAAUAUACUGAACUUUAUUUUAUUUUUAUUUAUUUAUUUAUAAUACAUGUUUUUAAACAAGGUAGUAUAGAAUAAAAUAGCCAAUAUACAUUAAUGCAAGGGCUAGUUACUGCAUCACAAAUAUACAUGUAUUAAAAGAUGUGUACCAUAACUGAUGACUGGGGAAAAAAUAUGCAUCUGUGACAAAAGAAAUUACAUGCACUGUCUUGUGUAACUGAUAGGUGUUUACAUAUACAGUAUAUAUAUACAUUUGUUAAAUUCGUGCAUAUAUGCAAACAUUACACAGUCUUUGCAUGGAUGUCACGGCUGCAGGAUCUCGCCAGCACUUUGUAUAUGAUGAAGAUCAGUUAUGAACUGUCUCUUGAAAAGUUCCUGCCUUGGUGUUAGUAUAUGUAAACAAAUUGUUUUCAUGUUAAAUGGUAUAUACAGGAUCAUUUUCCUAAUCAUUCAGCAUGACAAACUAGUCAAGAUACCUGUACGAGACAGUAGUUUUAUGGAGGAGUUUAAUGGAAUAUGAGUGAGAGUAUCCAAGGUGCAGUAUAAAUUUUACUUUGAUCUCAAGUUGUAAUUUAUAAUACUUUAAAUUUUCCAAAUGAGAGGCUUGUAUAAAUACUUUUGUAUUUGUAGAGAAGAAAUGCUUGUGGCCAGAUAUUUGUAACUACAGCUAUUAUUAGCAGUCUAUUAGCUACUUCAAAGCAGUAGGUAUUAAGUAGAAUACAAACAUGUUUGUUAUUCUGAAAUUUUUAAGUACUCUAAACAAAUUCAUUAAAUGAGAAGUUGAAGGAUGCCUUUAAAAAUAAGAAGUAUUUGAAGCAAACAAUUUAUAUUAGAAUUACUACUGUGCUGUAAGUCAUUUUUUAAUGUUAAUAAAAUAGUAUAUAUUGUAUGCAUGAAUAUUAAAUCACUACAGUUCCUCAUCUGCAGUGACUUUAUAAAAAACUUAAAAGUUCUUUCUAAGAGCAAGAAAUUUCUUUUGAGCGAGACUGGCACGUAUUAAAAAAAAAUGUUGUACAUAUUAAAUAUGCAAAGUUUUAUAAAUACAUUUUGUAAUUCACACUAUAUUAUGACAAACACCAUCACUCAAGCCAUCAUAAAAGUUUACAUAAUAUUGAAAGAUCUAUUACCCCUUUCUCUUUUCAUUAAUAUAUAUAUAAUAAUACUGUAGUACAGUACUGUAAUUUAAAUAUAAAGCCUCAUAGGCCACCUUUCAUGUGCAUUAUGAUAUCAUUAUUUUGCAAAGAAUGUAAACAUCUCUCGAACUGAAGUAGUAUAUAAACACCUAAAAAAUGCUCUAAUUAAAGGUUGAUAAUUUAUAGAUAAUUGGCAUUGUUAUUUGUAAACUAUCUAGCGCCCUCUGAUUAUUUUGCGUCUUUGAUGGUGCUACAUAGCCUUCCCGGUUUGGUGCCUUCUUUUGAUAAUUACUUACUUGUAAACUAUCUAUUCUAUAUUUGGUUGAUCAUAUAAUUUUUUCUGAAACCUAUCAGUUUUAAGACUAGGCAAUGAUUAGAUCUUAUAUGUAUAAAAGGGAUAUUAAAUGGGGCACUGUGUGAACAUUGUGUGUUGAGUGUUGGGUUCUCUUACACUUGAGGGCCCAAUACUCAGGUCCUCAAGGGUAAAAUUUUCAUAUAUUGCCCAUAAAAUGCCAUAUUACAUAACUGUAAAUGUGUAACACUGUAAGCUAGCCUUUGUCCUUGUGUUUGUAGAUAAUUCAUUGUAUUGUACUGAAGAAAUGAAAGGCACUAAACAGAAUUACUGUAUCUUUAAACAGAAAAUGACAUAUUUAUUGCAGUACUGGAAGUUAUUGUAUGGUGAGAAUGACAUUGUAAACUGAUAGGCAGUUUGCCUGUGGUUUACUUGUUAUAGUUUGUAUUUACCUCAUAUUUUAUAUUUUCAUAUAUAUUUUUCUCCAUUCACAUGUAAUCUCAUUACUGUCACAUUUUAUUGUAUUUAACCACCAAAAACCAGUGAUGCUUCCUGAUGAGAGUAGCAUAACCAAAUGUCCACAACUCUUGGACUACCAUGUCACCAAGGGUCUGCUGAUCUUGCACUACCACUCUCGCGGUCACCUGUCCCUCAAUAGAAUUCUUGGUGACUCGGAUACUUUUGAUAUCGUUCGCCUUAUGUGUUUUUGUUCUCGUAUUGGCAUCCUUGGUGAUAUUUAGCGCCCUCUGAUUAUUUUGCGCAUUUGAUGGUGCUACAUAGCCUUCCCGGUUUGGUGCCUUCUUUUGAUAAUUACUUACUUGCACUACCACUAGCAAGGCCACCAAGGGUCCACCGAUCUUAAAACACCCCAUCAUAACCAUAUUGAACUUGAGGAAAUAGGUUUCAUUCUCAGUAAUUUUUUGGUGGUACUGUAUUAUAAAUUUUCCAUAUGCAUGUCUUAUUUCUAUAUACCUCGAUACAGUAGAACCUCAAUACUCAAACAGUCCCCCACUUGAACGCUGUGUUAAUGUUUGAUACUCAAACAUAAACGUGCAUCCUAUAUAAGUCGAUUUCCCAGUAGCUUUCAUUCAGUGUACAACACCACUAGACUUCUCUAAACUUUAGUGUUUUCUAUAUUUUUUUACAUUCUUAGUGUAAAUAAGUUAUCAUCCUCUUGAUGGUACGUGCAAUUUGCACGAGUAAAUAACUCAACAUGGCACUUAAGAAAGUUAGUAAAAGUAGUGAUAAGAGCCAAGCAAAACAGAAAAAUUUGUUUGAACCAUGAUUGAGAUAAAAAGAACGCGUAGAGCAAAAUAUGAAAGUUGGUGCGUGCGAGUCUGCUAUUGCUACAGAGUUUGGUAUGCCUAAAUCUAGUUCUCUAAUAAAAGAAAUGGAAAAUGGGGGAAAAUGUAAAGUGUCUUAAGAGGGAAACUGAAAAAUACAAGAGAGAGAAUCCCCAGACACACAAUUGCCUGAAGUUGUAAUGCUAGGGGAUCCCCUGCCAAAGAAUAAUCUCUCUUCCUCACCAUCUUCCACAAUGCCACCAACUCUUAAGUGCAGGUAAAGUGCACACACUAUUUACAUUUAUUUCAUUUAUUUAUUGAAUUAAUAUAUUAAUUAUUGUGGUCUGGAAUGGAUUAAUUCGACUUACAUUAUUCCUUAUGGAAAAAAAAAUGUUCGGUACUAGACCUGAUUGGCACUCAACCGUCCGUCGGGAACCAAUUACCGGUAAGUUUGAGUUCCGAGGUUCCAUUUAAUUUAUCAGCAUUCCAUGUGUAAUUUGUUAAACAGCUAUAUACACAACUCCAUGAGAUAUGCAGUGUUCUCUAAUACUUGUAAUGUUUUGCAGUUUCUUUGUACAGUACUGUACUUUAUAAAUUUGUUUGUUAACAUGAUACAGAAUGGCAGGGCAACAGGGUUAUGGAAACUUUCCUGACAAGUUUUCUUUACAAUUCUAUAGGAUUAUUCUAAUUUGAAUCACAAUUUUGCCCAAUGUUGCAUUUAAGUAAGUAAAUAUUAUUAUACUGUAUUUGAUGAUUAUAUUCAAAUAAAAAAUCCAGUCCAGAGCCUAACUUAUUAAUAAUAAUAAUGCAAAGCGUGACUAAUAAUGUUUAUGGCUCUUGACUAUCCUGAAUUGUCAACAUUAAUAGGAAGUACAUUCAAUUAUUCAGCCCUGUUUUAAAUGUUUCACAAUGACAGACAUUAUUAUUUUAAUGACAUUGUAAAGUUGCUAUUAAUGCUUUGAAUUAAAGGGACCUUUUCAAAACAAUAAA